Messenger RNA from Betta splendens (Siamese fighting fish), 2848 nucleotides. It is a transcript of the gene tsg101a, whose product is annotated as tumor susceptibility 101a. Gene Ontology annotation, molecular function: ubiquitin binding. NCBI's taxonomy places the organism in Eukaryota, Metazoa, Chordata, Actinopteri, Anabantiformes, Osphronemidae. The transcript has 10 exons. Gene Ontology annotation, biological process: protein modification process; protein transport; endosome to lysosome transport. The record is from RefSeq and is a predicted model, not a curated record. Gene Ontology annotation, cellular component: ESCRT I complex. Bases 359 to 1531 code for a protein of 390 amino acids.
CGGUCAGUCAGCUUGCCGGAAACACAUAUUGUUGAUUAGCAGAUAGUUAUUUUCCGGUUUGAUUGGGGCAACUGGUUGUCAACAUUUCCCCUCCUAUCUGUUUGUAGUUAUUUAAUAGAGCAUUGGCACAUUAACAAAGAAAGACAACGCUCGUGCUGGACUGAAGGAAUUGUUAUCAAAACUAAAUAUCUAUCGUGACUGUAGUCAGGCCCGAGCCUGGGCCAACGUUAGCCUAGCAUCCACUGCCGUCUUGCUAGGUAGCGUUAGCUUGUGUUAGCUGUCACUCCAACCUAGUUCAAGAAACCGUUGCCUUAGUCAGCUUAUUCAUAAACACGAUUGAAACAAACACUUCAACACAAUGGCAGUUGUCAACGAAAGUGCCCUAAAGAAAAUGCUGAAGCAAUAUAAAUACAGAGAUCUGACUGUUCGUGAGAUAACCAAUGUCAUCUCCCAGUACAAGGACUUGAAGCCAGUUAUGGAUGCAUAUGUGUUUAAUGAUGGUUCUUCAAGAGACCUGAUGAGCCUAACAGGAACUGUUCCAGUGAGCUACAGAGGCAAUAUCUACAACAUCCCAGUGUGUCUUUGGUUGCUGGACACGUACCCCUACAACCCUCCCAUAUGUUUUGUCAAACCCACAAGUGCCAUGAUGAUUAAAACUGGCAAGCACAUCGAUGCCAAUGGCAAAAUAUAUCUUCCCUAUCUACAUGAGUGGAAACAUCCACAGUCAGAUCUCUAUGGUCUGAUUCAGGUGAUGAUUGUGGUGUUUGGCGAGGAGCCUCCAGUAUUCUCUCGUCCCACCACACAAGCCCCCUUUCAAGCCUUCCAGGCUGCUGGACCUCCUAACCCUUCCUACAUGCCUGGCAUGCCUACAGUGUCCCCUUACACCCCAAAUCCUAACUCAGGUGGCUAUCCAGGAUACCAGUACCCAGGAGGCAACUCUUACCCAGCCAAUGCCGGCCCUGCACUCUACCCCAACCAGACUCCAGUCUCCACAGUGGGCUCAAACAGAGAUGGCACCAUUGGCGAAGACACCAUUCGUGCAUCUCUGAUUUCAGCUGUAAGUGACAAGCUGCGCUGGAGGAUGAAGGAGGAGAUGGACAGAGCUCAGGCUGAGCUGGACGCCCUAAAGCGAACAGAGGAAGACCUGAAGAAAGGGCAUCAAAAAUUGGAGGACAUGGUCACAAGACUGGACCAGGAAGUGGCUGACGUUGACGGGAGCAUCGAGCUGCUCAAGAAAAGGGACGUGGAGCUUAGUGAGGCUUUGGAGAAGAUGGAGAACCAGUCAGAGAACAAUGACAUCGACGAUGUCAUUGUGCCCACAGCUCCUUUGUACAAACAGAUCCUGAACCUUUAUGCUGAGGAGAAUGCAAUUGAAGACACAAUCUUCUACCUGGGAGAGGCCCUUCGACGGGGCGUCAUAGACCUGGAAGUUUUCCUAAAGCAUGUACGCCUCUUGUCCAGGAAGCAGUUCCAGCUUCGUGCCCUAAUGCAGAAAGCCCGCAAGACAGCUGGCCUCAGCGACCUCUACUGACACACACCCACCCAUCCCUGUGUUUAUGCUCUCAUGCUAUCCCCUUCUCCUCUUCUGUUAGUUAUUUACUUUUUAGUGUCUUUGUAUUUCAGCUGCUCACUUUUUAAAUUUCUCUCUAAAACAUGUCCUUUUGAGACAGAAUUCUGAACAGUAGCAGCAUUUGUGAACAACCAAACUUCAACACAGUAAGAUUCUAUAAUGUGAGGCCACUGUUAUAGUACGACACCAUUUGUGUUGUGCAGUAACAGGCCCAACAUUGUUACGUUUGUGCCCUAAUAUUAUGUCAAAAGAACGUUUUCACCACACUGUGAAACCAGGUACUAUGUUUUACACAAAAUCUGCUUAACACACAUGCCAUAUUAGUGAGGUGCGAGCCUAUUCUGUGUACAGUGUACAUGACAUCUGCCCCUAGUGUUUGCAGUGUAACUGGGUUGAUGUAUGGUGGAUUAGUGCGUCAAUCUGUAUAUGCUGCAUUGUGCGUUAGCCCAAAGGUUCUGUUAGCAGUCCUGCCAGACAAAGUCAUUUGUCUAGUAAGCACAAAUUGUUAGGGGCUAGUAGAUGGGGGCUUUGUAGCAAGCCCCAUAUGCCGAGGCCCCUCAUGAUGAAAAGGCAGGGCUAUCGUAUAAAUAGAGGGCAACCUUUUACUAAGGACACAGGUUCAGCUUCAGGAUCUGGGUCAUGUUCAGGAGCCAAAGGGAUCACUCUCCAUACUUUACAAUUGCUGAUCAACAAGGGCCUGAUCUGUUUUUACCCACUGUUGGAUUCUGUUAAUUAGUGAUACCACUGGGCCACACUACAAUAAUGUCCCUGUUCUGUGUGUGUGUGUGUCUUUCUAGUGGUAUGAGGGAGGUUCUCUUACUGUGCUUCAGCUGCUCAGUUCUGUCCUUCAUUCUGAGUGUAUUAACCAGUAAAUGAUGUAUAGUGGUUGUUAUACUCUGGACAGUGUCUAAUGGUUGACACUUGGCAUACUUAGUUAUAUUAGAAAGGAAAUUAUUUUCUUCUACUUUUCUGUUUUCUAUUUUUCCCCCAGCUGUCUGCUCAUUCUCAGUCCUGCUGAGGAGAUCAACUUUCAGUAUAUAGUUGUGAAUAAAGCCAGAGUGAUGGAGGGUACAAAAACUAAAGAUCUAUAGUACUAAUCAAAGAGUUAACUUAUGUAACAUUUGCAAACAGGUUUCAUUUGAGUUAGCCUUUUACUAAAUGCACUUUGAAUUGUAUGUAUCUGCUGUUUAUUUUAUUUCCACUUCAACCAUAGACCACCUGUUCUUUUAUAUCUGUAGAUUAAUGUAAAUCGGUCCAAAUAAAUAUGAUUUGAUGCUG